Molecule: messenger RNA, 1569 nt
Organism: Magnolia sinica
Lineage: Eukaryota; Viridiplantae; Streptophyta; Magnoliopsida; Magnoliales; Magnoliaceae
Product: adenylylsulfatase HINT3
Exons: 7
Coding region: 183-839 (218 amino acids)
Biological process (GO): sulfur compound metabolic process; purine ribonucleotide metabolic process
Molecular function (GO): adenylylsulfatase activity
Source: RefSeq, a predicted model, not a curated record
CGCAUCCAAACGUUCCUCUCAUCUCUCUCUCUCUCUCUCUCUCUCUCUCUCUCUCUCUCCUACUCAUUCCUUCAGUUGCAGCCACCCAUUUCUUCCUUCCCUCUCUUUCAAUCUUACCCCAUGACCACAAACUCCCUUAAUUCUCCACAAUUCUACAAAGAGCACACCGAUUCUGCGUAGGUAUGGCACUCCGCCGCCUCUCCAUCCUCUGCUCCCACCUCCAUCCAAUCAAUUCCGAUUGCCCGAGUCCGAACAACGAACGAUCAAGAUCGAAUGGUCUCUCAUGCGUGUCCUUGUCGAAUUGCGAUAGCGGUUCCGAAAAUUGCCAAAUGGAUGAAUCCGAGAAAGGGAAUGAAGGGAAUGGUUGUGUGUUUUGCAUGAUAAUUCGAGGCGAAUCCCCUGCAUUCAAGCUUUAUGAAGAUGAUAUAUGUCUCUGUAUUCUGGAUUCCAACCCGUUGACUCAUGGGCACUCUCUGAUUAUUCCAAAAUCCCAUUUUUCAUCCUUGGUUGCAACUCCUCCUUCUGUAGUAGCAGCCAUGUGUUCUACAGUUCCUUUCCUUAGCAAUGCAAUUAUGAAAGCUACUCAUUGUGAUUCAUUUAACUUGUUGGUUAACAAUGGUGCAGAUGCGGGCCAAGUAAUAUUUCAUACACAUCUUCACAUAAUUCCUCGUAAAGCACAGGAUCGAUUGUGGACGUCCAAGGGCUUUAGGAGAAAGCCGCUGAAAUUGAACCAGGACACAAUUCAGCUAGCAGAUUGCAUCCGGGAAGGGCUGUCACUUCAGGUCAACCACUGUGAUGGCUUUGAAGGUCAAAGAUCUAAGCUUCCUGAAAAUUCAUGAAUGCUGGACACACAUUUUUAUAUUGAGGAUUAUAGGGUGUUCACUCCAGCUUUGCACACAAUAGGCCAGUUUUCAAUUCCAACGAGUGGGGGCCGAUGGUUUGCUAAUCCAAACCAUCUGUUGUGCCCCAAUGUGGAUGGACCAUUCCUCAAAAUCACUGAGAUUGGAAAAUUUUAGCUGCUAAUCUUGUGACCUUUUCAAUUGAACGUGGACUAUUGCUGUAUUUCUCUUCUUUGCUGUCUAUUUGUUGGAUCAAAAGGUUAUGGUCGAUUACCCUACUGAGAUGAUUCGGGGCAUGGUCCACCAACGGCGUGAUGCAACAUACAAGAGGUCUUGAUCACCAGACCAUGGGCUCCACCUGUCAAGAAUGGAAAACCCACAUGCUGUGCAAAGCCUGGGCCCGGGUAUUCUAUAAUUCCCCUUGUAUUUUAUGUACUGUAAGUAAAUUCAUGUCUUGAAUAAAAUGUAAGGGCAUGUUUGGAUGUCACUUAAAAAUGAGUUCAUCUCAUUCUCUUUAAUUGUAGUUAUCCAUGAUCUCUAAUACAUAAUUACCAUUAGAAAAAAUGAGAUGAACUCAUUUUUAACUAGCACCCAAACAGGCCCUAAGUCUUCAAUUCAUUUUUUAGCUCACUCUGUGGUAAGCAAGCAUGAGCAUGAUAUUGUUAAAAAUGUUACAUACAGGAUAAAUGAACUGGGAAAUUUUAUGGAAUCUAGUUAGGUUUUAAUCGAA